GCACAUUAAAUGUCCUCUGUAACUUCAUACUUGUGACUGCCCUGAGCUGCUUUUUGGACCUCACGUGACUUCAAUUAAUUUAAUUAGUUAAAACAUGUGUAUCAACUCUCAUGUGACGUUCCAUUCGUGGUCAUAUUUGCAAUAAAGAUCCAAGAUAUGGACCUUAGCAGAAACACACGCGACGACUACCACUGCGAAUGUUCAAAUUAUUAUCAUUAAAACAUCAUUUAACAUUCAGUGUAGUUGCUAAUGAAAGGACUCUCAUGCACCGAACCAGAGCACCUGCUACACGCCGUGACUAUUCUAAUAGGCUAUGUCAAAGUGACUUCUUGUCCACCUCAGUCUCACUGCAGGGGUCCCGCCCAAAUUAAUACAAAGUAAUGCAGCCGUUUAAGCAGUAUUUUAUCCGCGCUAACCCUAAUUUCCAUAUGCAGAUCGGUCUCUCCCAACAGUCCCUCUCGCCAUCACACCAUUUCUUGCAUUCUAAUGCAUUCUCACAUCUUUUUCAAAAUCCCCCCUUCCGCCACACGCCGCGGAUGUGCUCGUUUUGUCGACUUCGUUAUUCCUGCACAUUUGGCGUUGUCAAGUGAGGGGAUGCACGAUAGAUGCGGUGUUUUGCAUGCGCUACUUUGCACGUUUUAUUACCAGGAGUCAGCGGAGAGACAAUAAAAAAAAAAAUGGACGCGUCGGGAGAUUCUUUUUCUGUAGGAUGCAUCGACCUCCCGCUCUGCUUUCAACAGGAGGCAGUCCGUCUGUGUGAAGGCUUUGUCGCUGGAUGGGAAAGGCUACGAUGUUCGGGGCAGUCGUGCUGGUGCUUGGCUGCCUGCUGCAGAGGAAACUAGUGACCACAGAGGGGCAUAGUGGGACCAACCGCCAUGUCUUCUAUGCAGUGCAAAUGGAUGGAGGCAUCAGUGCAGCCAGAGCUCUGGCCGAGCAGCUCAGACUGGAGUUCAUACAACGGGUUGGCAGCCUCAAGGGUCUGUACACCCUGAGAGACAGCAGGGGGCGCCCUGACAGAGCCACCUUUGAGGACAGACUUGCAUCUGCAGUUGGGGUGCGCUGGGUGCAGAGGCAGCACGCUCAUUAUAGAGACAAACGGGCUCCUGCGACAGGACUGGACCACAGUGGCGCUCACAGUUCCCAGAGGAGAGAGUUUGCAACUGACAGGCAGUCGGAGGAGAAUAAGAGUGACCAGUCCCUCACCUUCAAUGACCCGCUCUGGCCCAUGCAGUGGGAACUGUUUUCACAGGGCAAGUACAACUCCGGUGGCUUUGACCUGAACGUGAUGCCGGUUUGGAGCAACAACAUCACUGGUAAUGGAGUGGUGGUCACUAUCAUUGAUGAUGGCGUAGACCACGCGAACAAGGACCUCAAGAAGAACUUUGAGGCCCUCGCGAGUUUUGACCUGGUUGCUUCGCACGGUCUGUCUCACGAUCCCAUGCCUGUCAGAGAUGACGAGAACAGUCACGGUACCCGAUGUGCAGGGGAAGUUGCCAUGGAGGCCAACAACUCCUACUGUGGUGUGGGCAUCGCCUUCAAUGCCAAGAUCGGAGGUAUCCGCUUGCUGGGCAACUAUGUCACUGAUGCCAUGGAGGCUGCAGCUCUGACCUUCAACAUCCACUUCAUCGACAUCUACGUCUGCAGCUGGGGCCCGCCGGACAACGGAGCCAUGCUGGACGGGCCGAAAAGCCUGACAGAGCAGGCCCUUCGGCUAGGAACUCAAAAGGGCCGAGGUGGGAAGGGCAGCAUCUUUGUGUGGGCGGCAGGUAAUGGUGGAAUGCUGCAAGACCACUGCGGUGCAGACGGUUACGUUAACUCCAUCUACAACAUUGCCAUCGGCGCUGUCUCUCAAAUGGGGAAGCCCGCCCUCUUCGGCGAGCCCUGCCCCGGUGUGAUGGCCGUCACUCUCACGGGGUCCGACGUGGGAGGCUCACUACCUCUGGUUACUGCCACGGUGAUCAACAUUGAGGAUGGCUGUGUCACACAAUUUCCAGGAACAUCCAGCGCAGCUCCGAUUGCUGCAGGGAUUCUGGCUCUUGCACUGGAAGUAAAUCCUGAGCUGACGUGGAGGGAUGUUCAGCAUCUGAUCGCCAACACAGCAAAGAUACCUGACCCCAAGGAGCCCGGAUGGAGCAUCAACGCAGCAGGAUACCACGUUCAUCACAGAUAUGGCUUUGGAUUGCUGGAUGCAGGGCUGAUGGUGCAGCAGGCCACACACUUUCACACCGUUGCUCCGCAGAGGAAGUGUACGCAACGAGUCACGCUCAGCCCCGCCAGAAUCCUUUCUUCAGGAGGUGUGGUCAGUGUGAACAUCCAAUCAGAGGCAUGCCACGGGAGGACUAAUGAGAUCAACACUCUGGAGCAUGUGCAGGUGAGAGUGAGCAUCAACAGCGUGUGUCGCGGUGACCUCUCCAUAAGCCUGGAGUCUCCAGCCGGCACUGUAUCGCUGCUGCUGGACACGCGGCCCAAUGACGCCUCCACUGCCGGCCUGAAAAACUGGCCCCUGAUGACAGUGCACUGCUGGGGGGAGCAGCCUCGAGGCAUCUGGAACCUCCAGGUGACUGACCGCAAAGGAACAGUGGGGAGCUGUACAAGGCCGAACGACGAGGAGGUAUCCGGAGCCUUGUUCAGUGUUACACUCAUCCUCUACGGCACCUACCACCCACACAGGACCACGCACGAGGGACCCCUGGACAGCAUUGUGUCCAUGGGGUCGCGUCAUCCUGUUCCUCAGAGGGGGGUGGACCAGAGGGGCCGUUACCCCCCUCUGGACCUGAUUCAGUGGAUCUACCAAAUGGAGAGAGACAGGAGGGUGCGGGCUGACGAUAUCACCGUGCCAGCCAGACGCCAGAUUGCGAAGAUACCUGGAAACCUGUUGGAUAAGCAGUCCCUAAACGGGUCCUUGGCGUCCAUUAUGGCUUUCCAGUUACAUCAGGGAGAUGUUGUACAGAAGUCCUCCACAAGGUCAAGACCUUCUGCUCUGAGGCGUCGUGAGACCUUCAGGGACAACACGGACAGAGAGAGCGGGUCCUUACCACCGCAGACUUUCCGGGGUGUCGCCACGGAUGUGAAGGAGGUUCAACAGUCAGUCUCUCCAGAUCCAGAUCCAGAUCUAGAUCCAGGAGGAAGAGGAACUGUGAGCGGAGAGGCAGAGGCAGGGACCGGGCAGCAGCAAGGGAACUGAAGAAACAAAAAUGAAGCAUGGUUAAAUAAAAAGUGUUAUUUUU
Molecule: messenger RNA, 3227 nt
Organism: Acanthopagrus latus (yellowfin seabream)
Lineage: Eukaryota; Metazoa; Chordata; Actinopteri; Spariformes; Sparidae
Product: neuroendocrine convertase 1-like
Exons: 20
Coding region: 776-3184 (802 amino acids)
Biological process (GO): peptide hormone processing
Cellular component (GO): Golgi membrane; trans-Golgi network
Molecular function (GO): serine-type endopeptidase activity
Source: RefSeq, a predicted model, not a curated record